Neopsephotus bourkii (Bourke's parrot) is the source of this 2166-nucleotide messenger RNA. It is a transcript of the gene CUNH1orf174, whose product is annotated as chromosome unknown C1orf174 homolog. The record is from RefSeq and is a predicted model, not a curated record. The coding region runs from base 1 to 1125 and encodes 374 amino acids. The transcript has 5 exons. NCBI's taxonomy places the organism in Eukaryota, Metazoa, Chordata, Aves, Psittaciformes, Psittacidae.
AUGCCGGAGCCACCGCUGGGCAGCUCCGCUUCGGGAGUGGAAGGAAACCACGUUUGCCUUGCCAAGGAAAACCUGGAGGCUCCAGCCGGUGAGGCUGAUCCCAUGCGAGGUUCCCAGGCUGCCGGCAAAUCCUUACGGAGCGGCCGAGGGCAGCGAGGAGCAUCGCAGGAGCUCAACGAGGGCAGAGCGAGCAGGUUGGGAGGCGCUGCGGCGACCCGACCUCCUUUGGCCCGCCGCUUCCCCUCCGCAGCCCACCGGCUCCACAAGAUGGCGACCGCGGGCUCCUCCGGCCUCCCCAAGAUGGCGGCGGGUGGCGCCGCGCGAGGCGGGAGCCCCACGGAGAGCCCCGGCUCGCCUCUCCCGGGGCGGCGGCGGCGGGAGCGGCUUCUCGGGUACUGCGCGGAGGGGUCCCUGGAGGGCCGCAGCCCGGAGGCCGCCUCUGCUGAGCCCGCGGGGGAAGCGUCGCCUCCGGCCCAGAGCCAGCAGCCAGGCCAGGUAAGAGGGUGGCGGCCGGGGCGGAAAGCAGCUGAGAGACAGCCCUCAAAGAGGCUAAAAACUGAACAUCCCAGUCCAGUGGAAUUUGAGCUAGAAUUUCUACGUAGAAGUAGCGUCCUUUCUGCGUAUGUGCAGAUGCUUCCAACAGCGGAUGAGGAUCAAUGGUCAGAGGAUUCAGGAGACCAUGAUGUAAUUCAACAGCAAAAAGGUGAAAGCAUUCCAGAGGCUAAUAGAGAGGAACAGGAAGAGGAGCAUAAAGCGUCUCCCAAGGCACAUGCGGUGAAAUCAAGCGAUGCUGCCUCAGCUGCCUCAGAAACGGAGAGUGGUGAAGAUGCGUGUGGUUGUGUCUGCAGUGAAGAGGGCAGCUGUGAGAGUGCCCUUUCCGAUGGGUCUGGCUCGGAGGACACUGCUCUCCCAACGAAGCCGAUGCGCCUGGACAGCAGCGCCUUCUUGGAUGAGGACAGCAACCAGCCGAUGCCCAUGGACCGGUUCUUUGGAGAUGUGGAGGAUCUCCCAGCAGUUGCUCUCCCAAGCACAACGAUGAGCAGGCGAGAACUCCGAAAGCUCCAUUUCAUUGCAAAGGAAGAGGAGGAGGAGGAGGAGGAGGAGGAGGAAGAGGAUGUUGUCUAACAGCAAAGUGUAAAUAACCCCUUUCUCAUUGCAACCACGUGAUGCUGGUUGGCUGUUGCUAACAUAAGGUGUCUGCGUUUGCCUUUUCUCAGAGAGAGAGGUGGUGGUUUGUUUUCCUGGAGUUGGCAGAUACAGGAUUCUCCCACAGUUGUCUGGGGCUAAGAUUGACUGAAUUGUCAGUGAUUUGGAAAGAAAUUCUAAGUUAGCGUUUUGCCACUAAUGUUUAGGAAAAAACCUGGGAAAAUGGAAGCUCUCAGAGCUUGCUUAUGGUUUUGGGGCCCUGCCUAGGGUGAACACUUGGUCUCACUCCUUUUUCAGAAAUAGCCAAUGAAACCAGGUUAGAACAAGUUCCUUUUGCUAUCCAUUCUAUGGUGUCUGCCUUUGUGGCAUCCUGUUAGUAAUGCAGCCAGUUGACUCCCCAGAACCAAGAGGGACACCUCUGUUGUGUGUGCUGCACUGUUUGUAUCUAAACCAGAACCAGUUAAACCUCUGAAAUGUUGUUCUGUUGGUAAAGCUAAAUACAUGGAUUUGGUGUGAGGGCAGUGAUGGUAAUCUCUGGAAGUCAAGUAGUUGUUAUUGCAUGUCAGUUCUCUUAAUAACCACCACAUGGAGCUGGCUGCCUCCCUCUUCCACUAGAGCAGCUGUGAGCAGUGCCUGUGGCAACAUAGGCAGUAUUUUCAGUUGACUUCCCAGGGUUAGGAAUAGGGAUUUUGUACACAAAUGCAUCAGUGGUGAUAAAGGAGGAAUAAAACUGCUCAGUGUGAGGCUGGAUCUGUAGGUGAGUGAGUAUUGCCCAUUAAGGAUGGGGGGCAGCCCACCACAUUUGUUGUUCUAGCCUACAUUUGUACCCAGUAAUGAGUAAUUUCAGAUGGUUUGGGAACUGUGAACUCCCCCAGUGUUUAUGAUAAUACAUCUUUGAAAGGUUGAUUAUGUGAUAAGCUCCCAGAUCUUUAUUGUUACAGUUUCUUCUCCUUUUCUGUAAAAUAUAGAGAAAAUGUUAUCAGCAGAUGGUUUAAAUAAAUAUUAAUUUCUACAGCUACA